Molecule: messenger RNA, 1200 nt
Organism: Pyrenophora tritici-repentis Pt-1C-BFP
Lineage: Eukaryota; Fungi; Ascomycota; Dothideomycetes; Pleosporales; Pleosporaceae
Source: RefSeq, a predicted model, not a curated record
AUGCAUUGGCUUUCACAAGGCCAGAAUGGUACCACUUCUCUAGACGAGUUACAACUCGACAUUGUUGGUUUCCUCGCAAUCUUAGGCGAGGGCUCAGUACUCGCCAACGCCCAAGUGUCGACGCUGUCCAAAUGGAUAUUUUUGCCGCGCUUGAUCCCGGCGCCUCAAGCUAUGAUGAGGCCAACCAGACCUAAUCGCCUCGAGCCGUUUCCCGGAUAUGUAACCGGAAUCGUGUCGGGCAAUCACCGAGAUAGCAUCAACCAUAUUGGGAACAUCGUUUGCGAUGCUAAUAACCUCGAUCCCUUCUCGGUGCGUGUUGUCAAAAUUGUCCGCGAUACCGAUAAAUCACCGCUCAAGGCUAAGACUAUUGCUCCACUUACCGUCGUUCUGUUCAUUGGGUUUGCACUAUCGGCUCUCCUGCUGGCUCUGUCAAUAUGGCAAGAAGAUGGCAUGUCGAUACUUGCGACUGUACUAUUGUCCCUUCUCACGAGUUUGAUCGGCUACGGAAACAAAUGGACAUUGAAACUGCCACAGCGAAAGAACACGACGACGAGAGUGCCUCGAGGUGACGUUGUGAUCAGAUACCCCAAAGGCAGUUUUCUGAUUGUACAGUGCGAUGAGAACGUUGCACGGGAACUCUACUUCGCCCCUGAGAGCAUCGACUAUCUAUUGACACAUGGACCGGCGUAUCGGAUACUCAGUCUGGUGGGCACGACGAUGCUCAUGGGCGGCGUCAUCUGUCUUGCCAAUGCUCAAAUCCAAGUCCAGAUAGCAUGGGCAGGCUCCUACAUGCUACUCGGCGCGGCAUACUGGAUUGUGGCUGCGUUACCUGGAAAGAUGCAUUGGGAUACGUCUUGCUACCGCGUCGAAAAUCAGUGUCUCUCCGAUUCGAAAAUGGAUGAGAAAGGCUACCCUUCCAAGAACGCAACCUUCACGCAAGCACUAUGGAGGACUAUCGUCGUUACUAAGAAUAUCGAAUGGAUCACCAGGAGUGUUGCGUGCCCUGACACACCUGCAUGGCGACAAUGGCUGCGAGAAGCUAAAGCAUGCAGCUCCGAUGUGAUGUUCAGUGAGUGUGAGGCGAGGCCAGGGGUCAGGACGUGGGAAGUACCGGAUUGGGACCCGCAGGCUGCGUUGACCGAGUUGCUGGACGAAGAGGCUAAAAAAGACGAUCGCAGAGAGGGGUUUGAAGAAGUUUGA